Molecule: messenger RNA, 1667 nt
Organism: Sitodiplosis mosellana (orange wheat blossom midge)
Lineage: Eukaryota; Metazoa; Arthropoda; Insecta; Diptera; Cecidomyiidae
Exons: 3
Coding region: 899-1399 (166 amino acids)
Source: RefSeq, a predicted model, not a curated record
AAUAAACACACUGUGCAACCUACUAAAUGGUUUCUAUUUGCUCAAAUGUUACGCCAAGUUCAAUCCAAACGGCUUUUUUUAGAGAGAAAAAAAACAUCGUUUAUUAAUCAUAUCGAUUGAAAGAGAAAACGGUGAUUUUUUUUGUGCUAGUCAUUUGCACUUUUCAGAUUAUAUACUAAAAGAAUCGAAUGAAUGAAUCAUGAAUAAUAAAUUAUUUUCAUAUCAUUUUCGGUAAAAUUAUCAAGUCCUUGAUCAUUUUGAAUAAAUUGCAAGGGAAUUCACAAAUCGAACGCACACAGAUCAGAGUCACAUGAACCGAGCAUUUGAUCUUCGAGUUUGCCCUUUCGAUUUUUGAUAAGAAAUUUUAAUCUGAAAUUUAUUUCUAUCAGCAAUGAGCAGUGUUCAAAAUGCAAAGUGAAUUUUAGUAAAUAUUUUGAAAAAUUAUCAAUUGGUCACCAUUUCGUAAGCAUUGAGUCACAACAAGUGGUGCAAACGGGAAUUUCAAUACACUUGUUGAAUCUCGCUUCUCUUGCUUCUUCUUUCUGUAUUCAAUUUUCGUUGUUCUCUUUUCUUUCUUCAUUCUUUCUAAUUUUUUCGGGUUUCUCUCUUUCUCCGUCACUCUCUCUGUUCACUGUACUCCUAUGUCGAUAAUGCAUAACGAACUAAGCGAUAGAGUGUUAGAAAGAGACGCAUAUAAAAAUGACACAAAGAACGGUUCAGCGGUUAAUCGACCGAAUAUAGAGCGAUGUCAGUGCUGUUUUUGCAUUAGUUCAAAUUUGAAGUCGACAACGAGAAUCAGUUUGUACUGUAAACUAAACGAAACACUCGCAACAGCUACCAGUGUCAAAUUUUCCAGUCUGACCACCGCCAUUUGUAUUCGACAUCGGAGAAGAAAAAAAUGUUGCGCAAAAUAGUAAUUUUCUUUGCCGUGUUCAUGGUGGGCAUGAUCGCAAGUGAAGAAUUUUCACUUUUGGAUUUCGAGACUAUUGAAAGUUCCCACCAGGAAAUCAAUGGCGAUUUGUCGAUUAUUUCGACGGACAACACAAACGAUGUAAUUCCACAUCCACCGGUCCACUACGAAAUGGUGCAGCCCUUGCGAAGUGUUAACGGAAUUUUGCACUAUGCAAUCGGAGCUCGAAGAAGCUCUGAUCGUUUGGUGGCAUCAGGAGGACAAAAUCAGAGCUGGCCACAGCCGCACAACGUUCAAAUUCAAUUGACGUAUCCAUCACAAGGAUACGGUGCUCUGGUCACCUAUGUCGCUAUCGUGGUAAAUCAGACCAGCUCAUUGGGCCAAGCAUACGUUGUCAAAGGAGGCAUUAAUCAACACCAGAUCACAAUUGUCGUUGAAGCUUACAACACCAACGUUUUCAAUGUGUUCGCCUAUGUUUAUGGCAUUUAAGAUACCAUCCAAGCAAUUUUAUCGCGAAAAAAAAUCACUCAGACAAUAUUUACCUCGAAAAACGAUUCUUGAAAAACAUCUCUUCAUAUUUUGUUCUACGCAUUUUAAUUUGUACACAAUGUGGAAUAGGAAUUUACCGAAAGUUGCAUGAAUUUGACGAGAAAAAAAUACGUCUUGAUCACGUGAAUGUAAUAUUAAUAUAAAAUGUAAUUAAAACGUCUAAAUUGACUGAAUAAAGGAUUAAUUGAGCAAAAUCCCAGGAAUAUAA